UGCCCAUAUUAAGUCCCCUCUCAUUAUUUGCAUUCGCUUCUUUUGUUUCUUUUAAGAGUCAUCACUACCAUUUCCAUUAUGGCUAACCAAGCCCCUGGCCGGCCGUGGUUUCGCUUAGCCUCUUUACGCUCAGUGGUUCCUCCUCCUCCUCCUGCGCCUGCACAAGACCCUCGUCCUUCUUUGGUUCAGCCCACUAAUAGGACCAACUCUUCGCCGCCGCCAUCUGCUGCUCCGGCGGAGAGAGGAUCUGUACCUUCGUCUCCAGCUCAGAAACUUCCUGUUCAGUCCUCCUCUUCAUUGCCAAAUUCCCCUCUUCAGAAUGGAUCAGUCUCAACUGUAUCUUCAGUUUCAUCUCCUUCUCCAGCCCAGAAAACAUCCCCACCACUUUCUGCUUCUUCCCCAGCCAAGGGUGGAACCAUUCCCUCCACGAAGCAGGUGGUUCAGAAUGUAAUGCAAUCACCGAAGGCCAAACCCACCACGCCGCCGCCUUCUGCUUCUCCAAACCAGAAAGCAACCACGCCUCAUUCCGCUUCUUCCCCAGCCAAGAGUGAGACCACGGCUCGAGGGUCCAGUCCCUCAACGAAGCAGGUGGUUCAGACUCUAAUGCAGUCACCAAAGGCCAAACCCACCGCACCACGGCCUUCUCCUCUGACUCUUCCGCCUGCGCAGUUGAAAGCUAACUCUGAGGUUAAGCCUAAGAUCCCAGAGGAAGCAGAGUCCAAGAAUGUGAUACUUCAGAACAGCAUUGAAAAGCCUAAGCAGUGGGGAAAUGGCAAUUCAGCGGAAACCCGAAAGAACCAUAAUGAGAAACAGAACGGCAAUCACAGAAAGUCCUGGGGUUCAGAGGAUUCCCCGAUGAAAGUUAUAACUAUUGCUGGUGAAAACAGAGGAGCAUACAUGGAGUUGAUCCAAUCAAAGAAGAAACAUGAAUUCGGAGACACACCCAAUUAUCUUUACAAGAACGGGGUUUCGAAGUCCAAAAGCGAGAGCGGAGAAUCGGCGAGCUCGAGCAGUGAUGAAGGUAAUGGGAAAAGGAAGGAGAAUAGAAACAGCAGAAGAACAAAAUCUUCGCAUCCGACGUCCGCGUUCAUGAAUAGUAACGUACAGUGCGUUAACAAUUCCCUCUUGUACAAUGCCUCCUGCAGCCAUCACGAUGCAGGAGUUCGCCUUUCUCUCACGAGGAAGCCGUUCGAGAGCGGAGGAUUCCAUCUCAAUGAGAACGUCAAUGGCAGGCACGAUUGAUUCGACGAUGGUCUUCUGGUUUGAAUGAAGCAUUUUCCAAUUGGAAAAUGAAGCUGGUUCUUUUGUUAUGUAUGUCUGGGGUGCGCCCGCACUGGCCAUGCUUGAUUUGUGCAUUUCGGCCUUUGGGCUUUAUGGUAUGCAUUGGAAAAUAAAGGUUAGGAGCGGGGGCAAAAUGGGAAAAUCGCUCCUGAUCGUCGCCUUUUGUUUUAUUUUAAUUUUUUGUUAUUUUGGUUGUAACCAGUGAGUAAUUCCGCGGAGACCACUCCUCCCAGUUGAAGAAUAAAGAUGAAUUUGGAAUCCAAACUUCGAUUUUUCAGAGAAA
Molecule: messenger RNA, 1564 nt
Organism: Neltuma alba
Lineage: Eukaryota; Viridiplantae; Streptophyta; Magnoliopsida; Fabales; Fabaceae
Product: serine/arginine repetitive matrix protein 1
Exons: 1
Coding region: 79-1242 (387 amino acids)
Source: RefSeq, a predicted model, not a curated record